AAUCUAGAUCUAUACAGUGUGUUGAAUGUUAGCAAAAAAUUCGAAUAAUAAUUGAGGACCUCUUGAUCUAACCUCAUUAAUCGACGAAAUGUUUACGGCGAAUUACCGGCGGUCAUCAAUGCAAACGUGCGCCGAUUGAUGGCGCCAUAUAUUUGCGCAAGCGCAACCCGCGUCGACGCGCGGCACAUCCAUUUGUCCUCCACGAACAGUCCGUUCGCGAUACGCGUAGCUUUCGCGUCGUUCGCUCGGGAAUCUUCGGCUCUGCCCCUCUCCAUGCGCCGUUUAAACCGCGUGGAGGGGAUGACGCUCUUGUUCGCUGUACGCGCGAGCGAGACAGAUAGAGUGUGUCUGGUGCACGGCGCAGAACGGCAUGAUUCUAUGCUCCGUGUAUGCGCCGCUGUAUCGCCGUACGCGGCGUGUGCGUGACGAACCCGGUGGACAGUAACGACGCUGGCGCGGGGGAGAAACAUGCGUCGCGACCAGUAACAGACAAGAUGGCGGAGUGCCUGGUGCAGUGGUAGUAGAGCGGUGCAUAUCGCACGAGCCGCGUCAACACGGGGGGCUUCGGGUCGUUGGCGAGAGCUUGACAACAGCUGGAACGUAACAUGGAACGUACGCUCUCGGCGACCGCGAAACGCCGCGGUCACCAGCAUCAUCCGCGGCACACCACGCGACGACGUCUCGAUGCCUCCAGCAGAGGACCCGCGCAGUGUGGCCCUGCUGACGCUGCCAGGAACGCUACGUUCAUCGGCGAUGAGACGUCGUCCGCGAGCGUGACCGUCGACGAUCGACUAGCCGCGACGGACCCACGUCCGUCCGUAUCGCGGAUGACACUCGGCACGAGAUGGCCAACGCGGUUCAACGAAAACGAGAACUCGAGAAUCCAGGUUCUUAAGGAAGAUAAAAAAACGGAGGAAGAGGAGAAAGAAGGGGACCAUAGGGACGUCCGACAAAGGCUCGCGCAGUGUAGCCCGGACGUUCCCGCGCUCGGCGAGAAAAAGGACGCUGAGCGCGGAUCUGAGACGCAGGAUCGGACGAACAGAAAGAGGAAAUCUCCCCGAUACAGUCCACGUGGGAAGAACGCUCCCGAUGAUCGUAACGAGAGUGACGAUCCGGAUAGCAAGAGCAACUCGCCCGAGCCCGAGCACGCGGUCGCGAGGGCACGCGGCGACGGGAACUCCGAUGACGAGUCCGCCAACGUCGAGGAGGACCCGGAACUGGCGGAGCUCGCUAAGCUACGUUGCCCCAGCGAGCGCACGGAGGUCCAAGCCGAGAGGGAGGCCCGUAGGCGAAAGAGAUGCGCUGACUAUCCCGGCCUCGCCUUUGGCUGCUCCAUAUUCUCCAGCGACACGAUGAUGAAGUUCAGUCUGAUAAAGAACGAACUCCAGAAUAUCAUGGGCAAUCAGCUGAAGCGGGCUGAAUCUGAAGUCGCCGCCUUGAAUCGCCGUAUCCAACUGUUGGAGGAGGACCUCGAGAGAUCCGAGGAACGUCUUGCCACUGCCACUGCCAAAUUGGCGGAGGCAUCGCAAGCUGCCGAUGAGAGCGAACGGAUACGCAAGGCCCUCGAAAACCGCACCAACAUGGAGGACGACCGAGUAUCCUUGUUGGAGCAGCAGCUAGCACAGGCUAAACUGAUCGCAGAGGAGGCAGAUAAAAAAUACGAGGAGGUUGCCAGGAAACUAGUCAUGAUGGAACAGGAUCUUGAACGCGCCGAAGAGAAGGCCGAACUUUCCGAAUCCAAGAUUGUCGAGCUUGAAGAAGAAUUGCGUGUCGUCGGCAAUAACUUGAAGUCCCUCGAGGUCUCCGAGGAAAAGGCGACGCAACGAGAGGAGACGUUCGAGGGCCAAGUGAAGAUUCUCGAUAGUCAAUUGAAAGAGGCUGAGGCACGUGCCGAGUUCGCGGAGAGAUCCGUGCAGAAACUCCAGAAGGAAGUUGAUAGGCUCGAAGACGUGCUGGUAAACGAGCGCUGUAAAUACAAAGCGAUUGCCGAUGAGAUGGAUCAGACAUUCGCCGACCUCGCCGGAUAUUAGCAGGCAAGCUAAAAUACGUACGGUGAAGAUGGGGAAAGAAAAAAGAGAGAAAAAAAAGAAACGGUUUGUUCACGCUAUGACAAAAAUGACACUGCCAGCACGCAGACCCUUCGCCACACGUCGUCUCGCCCGAUUAGCAUUCCAUAUAUAUUCCCUAGAGGAAAGUCGAGAACGAGGAGAAUAAUAUCGCUGACAUUUAGCAUUAAGCCGAAACAUGCAGUAACUUGACCGUUAAAUUGAGUUUUCCCAAAAAAUGCCGUCACGCGUUUUUAUCUUCCUCGACUCGAUCCUAUCCGUUGAAGCAGGCUCGUCCAGCAUUCUUUUUUGUAAAAUUUUACAUAAAAAUUGCUUCGAGAACGAAACUUUUUUUUUAAAGAUAAAAAUGCAAUAUAAAGAAACUUGCACCGAAAAUUCUUCGGAAACAAAAUACAUAUAACUCUUCCAAUACCUGACACGAAAUUCCUAUUCAAUAAUAAUAAUUUAGUGAUUGAUUCUGUUACCUGCGUCCGUAUCCCUUCACAGCAAGAUGUCUUAUCCUUCAUAUCCAAUAAAUUUCUUAUUUCUAUUAUUUCUAUCGAGAAA
This is a messenger RNA of Pogonomyrmex barbatus (red harvester ant), 2612 nucleotides long. RefSeq names its product tropomyosin 1 (gene Tm1). The record is from RefSeq and is a predicted model, not a curated record. NCBI's taxonomy places the organism in Eukaryota, Metazoa, Arthropoda, Insecta, Hymenoptera, Formicidae.